Molecule: messenger RNA, 1035 nt
Organism: Eimeria mitis
Lineage: Eukaryota; Apicomplexa; Conoidasida; Eucoccidiorida; Eimeriidae
Exons: 6
Coding region: 1-1035 (344 amino acids)
Biological process (GO): proteolysis
Molecular function (GO): serine-type endopeptidase activity
Source: RefSeq, a predicted model, not a curated record
AUGAAAAUCGCAACCUUUUCUUCGUUUCUGUUCCUCUGUGCUGAUUCUGGAAGUGGUUAUAGGCUCGAGUCAAAUGCAGGGGCCAGCAGCAGCGCGCCUCUGCCUGUUUUAGACACAGGGGAAGAUGGGAUGCAGUGGAGUCUUCCAGAUGGGCGUACAGCCGAAGCUCCUGGGGAAAACGACAAACCCAGCAACGCACCACUCCCGCAAACAUCUUUUGCAGAGGACGGCGGGACCGCUGUGGUUUCCGGCGCAGCCGACUCGGGGGCUGGCACAGCAGAUGUGCAGCAAACGCCAAGCAAGCAGCCGAAGCAGAUAAGGAAAGGCGCAGCUCAUGUUCCUGAAAUGCAAGAGCUCGCCAGCGUCGUGAAGAUAUUCGUUGACACCGUCGCAGCAGACUUCGUUUCGCCGUGGCAGAUGAUGGCUCCGAAGGAGCACAGCGGGUCCGGGUUUGUAGUGGAAGGCCAAAUGAUUAUGACGAACGCACACGUUGUAGCCAACCAGACGCGCGUGCUGGUGCGAAGGCAUGGAAAUCCAAAGCGUUUCCUUGCAAAGGUUAUUGCUGUUUGCCACGAAUGCGACUUGGCGUUGGUAACGGUCGAUGAUGAGGAUUUCUGGCGCGGGCUGAAACCAUUGCCUUUCGGAGGAGUUCCACACCUGCGGGAAACUGUUGUUGUGCUCGGAUAUCCCACGGGGGGAGACCAGUUGAGUAUUACGGAAGGCGUGGUCAGCCGGGUGGGGGUUUCUACGUAUGCACAUUCUUACCUUGGGCUUCUUACAGUGCAGAUCGAUGCCCCUAUAAACCCAGGAAACUCGGGUGGUCCGGCAAUAUCAGAGGGAAAGGUUGUGGGAGUUGCAUUUCAAGGAUUCAGCGAAAUGCAGAAUGUUGGGUACAUAGUUCCAUUUCCGGUGAUUCGGCACUUUUUAAAUGAUAUUGCGCUGCAUAAAAGGCACACCGGCAUCGUCUCCAUGGGGAUAAAAGCUCAAACUAUGGAAAAUGAAGGGGAAGAUAGCGCUUCCUAUUUCACGAUAUGA